This is a messenger RNA of Nicotiana tabacum (common tobacco), 2339 nucleotides long. The record is from RefSeq and is a predicted model, not a curated record. NCBI's taxonomy places the organism in Eukaryota, Viridiplantae, Streptophyta, Magnoliopsida, Solanales, Solanaceae.
AUCAUGUUCCUUUGUGGAGCGGAGCUAAAUCUUCCUCCCUUUAAAUAAUUUGCAAUUAGAACACUCUUAGAAAUGAUUUCCCACCAAAUUGAGGCACUUUUCCAACGGUCUAAAACGACUCUUCAUCUUCUCCAACUUCAUUCUCUAAUAAUCAAAAUAGCUCUUGAUCACGACGAAUAUCGUCUUUCCCAGUUCAUAUCCUUCUCAUCUUCAAUAUCUCUCCAAUUCUGUCGCACAAUCUUCGAUAGUUCUCCAAUUACUCCACCAAUCUUCGCUUGGAACACACUGAUGAGAGAAUAUUCAAAAAGCUCCACGAAAAUUGAGUCCGUGAAGCUCUUUAAUCAGCUUCAAAGAACGGAAUUAAAGCCAGAUAAAUUCACAUUACCUAUUGUGCUAAAAUCUUGUGGGCAUUGUUUGAUGAUUGGAACUGGUGGGUCGUUGCAUUCAAUGGCUUUCAAGUCCGGUUUCAGUUCGGACAUACAUGUGAGCAAUACCCUAAUGAGAAUGUAUGCAGUAUUUGGUGCGAUCGGGUAUGCUCGGCGACUGUUUGAUGAAAUGCUUGAGAGGGAUAUAGUUUCUUGGAGUUCUAUGAUAGCCGCUUAUGUUCAUUGUAACCUGCCUUCAGAUGCUCUGCUCCUGUUUCAAAGCAUGAAGCUAGCAAAUGAACAGCCAAAUUCCAUCACUUUGGUCAGCUUGCUUGGAGCAUGUACUCAUGUCCUGAAUAUCAGAUUAGGUAGAUGUAUUCACUCACACAUUGUCACCAGUGGUAUUGAACUACAUGUUGAACUGGAAACAGCCCUCCUGGGAAUGUAUGCAAAAUGCGGGCAUAUAGAGCAGGCUUUCCACAUCUUCAAUUCAAUGGCUGAUAAAAAUCUGCAGACCUGGACCAUCAUGAUUUCUGGCCUUGCCGAUAAUGGUCAUGGAGAAGAAGCUGUAUCCUUGUUUACCAGCAUGGAAGAAGCUGGCUUUAGACCGGACAGCUUGUCAUUUUCUGUGAUUCUAUGUGCUUGUAGUCAUAAAGGACUUGUUGAUGUGGGUCGUAGAUAUUUUCAUAAAAUGGUAAGUAUUUAUAACAUCAGGCCAACUAUGGAACACUAUGGAUGCAUGGUGGACAUGUUUGGACGUGCUGGAGAAUUAGAAGAAGCUUAUGAUCUUAUAAAGAGCAUGCCUAUAGAGCCCAAUUCUGUGAUACUGAGGAGUUUCAUUAGUGCUUGUAAGCAUCAUGGUAUUCCUUGUGCAAACGAAAAUAUAAGAGAUAUUCUGCUCAAAGUAGAGCCUGAACUCGGAUCAAACUAUGUACUUGCUUCCAGUUUGUCUUUUCUUUUUAAUUGCAAUGAUGCCAACAGCCUAAGAUCGGCGAUGAAAGAGAAAGGAGUAAAGAAACUUCCUGGUAGUAGUUGGGUGCAGCCGCUUGGUGGUUCUUCAGAGGACAGCAUUUGAAGGAUCUGGCGACGGUGUUCUGGUUUAUGCCAAUAAAAGAGGAGUGAUUCAGAACCGAGUCACUGCUACAUUCGAGUAAAAAGAAUGAGCUACGGUGGAGGAAAAUGAGUUCUUUCUUUUUUGAUGAUGCCAUCAGGCUGAUUUACAACUUUAGAGGAGCUAGUGCUUUGACCAUUGGGAAGAGAGUUAUGCUGGUAUUCUGGUAAUAUAACAUUUUUGCAUAAUUGAAAACCACUGAAAAGGAUGUCAUGGGAGAUAAUUUUUGAGAGGAACUCCACAUAAUUGGUAAAGUUGAAAGAGGACAAGUCGUGAUCUGGACUAAUUAUGAAAUGGGAGUCCUGGAAGGAAAGAGGCUGUUUAUGCCAGUUCAGAGACACAAGUUGUCGUCUUCCUCGAAUUACAUAAUGGCAAUCAACUAUACCUCAAUCCCAACCUAGUUGUGAUUGGUUGUGAGUCUCCUAUAUUCAUUCUAUCCUAUUCGAGCCCAAGCUUUUCGAUACUGGUAAAUAAUUUCUUGCCUCUUUAAACUACUGUCUUCUCAAAAAGGUGGUGAAGAUGCUAUAUUAGAAUGCUAUUCAGAAAUGAGUUUAACCUAAAUGACACCUUUGCAUGGGAUGAAACUCUGGUUAAAAACUUUGAGGUGUUGCUGUGUCUUGGGCUGACAACACGGGAAACAAAUUGAAAAAGCUUUUUGAGUGUCAAGAGUCAUGCAAGCUUAAACUUUCUAAUGUAUGUCAUCACUUUGGGCAAGCCGAUUGUCACUGAACUUUAAAACUUUCAUGUCAUGCUGGGACUACGUCCUCUCCUAGAACCUCUGAAAUGAAGGACAAUCAAGGAGUGAACAUGUCAUUAAAGGCGGAUUCAGAAUUUAAACCUAAUCGGUUUAACCUUGCACUGAA